AUGAUGGAUCUAGAACUUUGUUGGGACGGUAAUUCCAUAACGGCUGGCUUUCUUCCUUGCUCUCACCUCCAACUCAACCCUAUUGUCAACAUCGGCACCAUGCGAUCCUCAGCCUUCGUCUCCGGAGCCAUUCUGGCCAUGCUUCAGGCCAUUCCUUCCGGCGCCCUGCCGGCUAGUGAUGCCAAAUCGGCCCAGGGCCCCAUUCCCGGUUACGGUAUCCGGGAUAUUACCUGGGAAGUCAAGGCUCACCCGGAUGGCCCUACCAUGAACGUGACCGGCACCAUUCAGCAGGUUUACGAUGCCCUGGACAAGGCCAACCCCAACUUCCGUCAGGACUUUGGCAUCAACAACACCGCCGACAACUCUGUGCUCGCUGCGACCACGGAGUCCGACAGCUCUUACGAGCUCCAGUCGCUUGUCUGCAAUGUGUUCGAUUAUGCCCAGAGGACUGCUACCACGAAGGGCGUCGAGUACCUCAACAGUGUCCCCGGUUCGCCUGCCAACGGACCCGGCCCCGGCAACUGCGGGCGCGUUAGCUGCUCAUAUGAGAGCGCUAUCUAUUGGUGCAAUGAUAACCCGGACGUCAUGUCACUCGACUCGUACGGCUCCAUUAGUUGGGCUGUCCAGUUUGUUCUGGACUCAGACAACAGCGACUGCGGCAAGAUUUGGGGCGAACUCGCUGAGGACGACGGCGUCAAGGGCCAGGUCUUCCUUAAGGGCAACUGGAACGUUGUCGUCCGCAAGGAUGAGUGCUAA
This is a messenger RNA of Neurospora tetraspora, 756 nucleotides long. RefSeq lists its product as uncharacterized. The record is from RefSeq and is a predicted model, not a curated record. The transcript has 4 exons. NCBI's taxonomy places the organism in Eukaryota, Fungi, Ascomycota, Sordariomycetes, Sordariales, Sordariaceae. Bases 1 to 756 code for a protein of 251 amino acids.